Messenger RNA from Drosophila miranda, 1427 nucleotides. Its product is annotated as zinc finger protein 616. NCBI's taxonomy places the organism in Eukaryota, Metazoa, Arthropoda, Insecta, Diptera, Drosophilidae. The coding region runs from base 131 to 1324 and encodes 397 amino acids. Gene Ontology annotation, molecular function: zinc ion binding. The transcript has 4 exons. The record is from RefSeq and is a predicted model, not a curated record. Gene Ontology annotation, cellular component: nucleus.
UAGUGGAACUGUCCAUCCCUGUGGAAAUAAAAUGGCCGAGAGGCAACACUUUCCGUAAUACAUACAUUUUAACACUGAAAGUAGUGUAAAUACGGCGGUUCUUUUAAUAUUAAGCCGAGUAACAACAAUAAUGCCCAUUGAACUUGGUCCAAAAACAUGUCGGGUGUGCCUGGAGGAGAGCCCACGCCUGCAGCGUCUCGAUGAAACACGCGAGGAAGGCGAGGAGACUCCAAACGAAAUGCUCAUACAGCUGCUCGGAGUCUCGUACAGCAAGCUGAAUGACAAGGAGAAUAUACCAGAGGGCAUCUGCAAGACUUGCAAGGUGGAGCUCAAUAUGGCCUUUCAGUUUCGCGAAAAGGCUUUGGUGAAACAGGGGAGAAUAGAGGAGUAUUGCCGGGAGUUGGGCAUGUUCGAUGAGGCGGAUGAGAUGUUCAUUAAGGAGGAGGAUAGUCAAGGUGAAAGUGAAAUUCAGGGCGAGGAGACGCUUUACAUUCUGGAAGAGGGAGUGGAAAAAACCGAAGGCGGCGACUACGUUCUGAUGGAAGAGGACGAAGAGCAGGAGCAUGAGCUUGGGCAGGAGGAGCAGCAGGAGGACCAGGAGCAGGAGCAGGCGAUAAUAACAAAUAAUAUUGAGUAUUUGGAGGAUAACUAUUCCAUCGACAUGAAUCCAGAACAUAGUGAAGUUCUCGAGACCAAAUCGUUCGAGGAGACGCCAACACAGCAAAUGGUCCUCACAGAGGCGGCUAAUGCCAGUAUCAAGAGCAAACGUGGACGCAGCCGCCGUGUAGAUAACCUUCGUGCUUCGAAUGUGAUGAAGGGCGGCUACAUUUGCGAUAUCUGUGGCAACUACUACGAGAAACGUGGACGUAUGAUGGAGCAUCGUCGUCGUCAUGACUCUGUCUGUCAAUAUCAGUGCGAACUAUGUGAUGCCGAGUUCCAUGUGCGAGAACAGCUGCGCAAACACAUGUUCUCUCACACCGGCAGCAAGCCCUUCAAGUGCAGCUGGUGCAGCCGUCAGUUCUUCUACGAGAGCGUCUUAAAGGCUCACGAGAACGUGCAUCGUGGCAUCAAGCCGUAUGUGUGCAAGCUAUGCGACAAACCAUUUGCAUACUCCCAUUCUCUGACCAAGCACGAGCUUAUCCAUUCGGACAUAAAAUUGUACCGCUGCGACUAUUGCCAGAAGGACUUCCGUCUGCUCCACCACAUGCGGCAGCACGAGGAGACCAAAUGCCAUCAGAAUGCUGUGUUGAUUGCCGAGAACGCGCGCGCGGAGAUGAUGGGCUACGAUGGACUGCACGAAGUCAAGCCAUUAUCGAAUCAAUGACGAACAAAUAGAUACUCCUUCUAGAUGUUAUCAUACUCUUCAAAAUAUAUUAUCUAUGUAUCACCUGAAUAAAAAUUCAAGUUAAUGUAUAGCUAAAACCCAA